Arabidopsis lyrata subsp. lyrata is the source of this 1022-nucleotide messenger RNA. RefSeq lists its product as uncharacterized. The coding region runs from base 443 to 868 and encodes 141 amino acids. The record is from RefSeq and is a predicted model, not a curated record. The transcript has 2 exons. NCBI's taxonomy places the organism in Eukaryota, Viridiplantae, Streptophyta, Magnoliopsida, Brassicales, Brassicaceae.
CCUUUAUGCCCUAAUCUUGAUUAAAUAGCUCUACACGCCUCUUGAUCAUCUCUUCUCAUCAAAUUCACAAAUUCGAUUUUCCUUUUUCUCUUCCUCCUCCUCCUCCUCUCGGAAUCUUCCUUAAAGUUUCCACCUUUCACCACCGGAAAACAUCCCGACAAAUCCUCGUCGGAAAAUUUCACCUCUCUGUAAUCUUUAAACUCCGGUGACGUUUGUGAAUGGUGGAAACUAAUCCGAUAGGUGAUAAUCUUAAGCUCACCCUUUCAACAAAAAGGGCGAGCUUUUACAUCAUCCCUCUCUCUUCAGACUCUGUUUUCGCUUUCGGUUCUUGCAAAGAAGGCUGGUACUUCCGUUGCAUUGGCCUCGACCCGUGAAAUCAUCAUCAUCAUCAUCAUCGUCUCCGAUCUAAUUUUCAAUUUUGAAUUUCUGGGUUUUUGAAAAGAUGUUGCUUUACAAGAAGAAGAAUAAUCAGAUUGUUAAAGGAAACAGAAUCUUGAUCAGCGUUACGUUUCUUGGUAGUGCUGGUCCGAUCCGGUUCGUUGCUAAUGAAAGUGAUCUUGUUGCAGCUGUGAUUGAUACUGCUUUGAAAUGUUAUGCUCGUGAAGGUCGUCUUCCGAUUCUUGGUUCUGAUUUCAACGAUUUUGUUUUUUAUUGUCCUAUGGUUGGACCUGCAGCUUUGAGUCCGUGGGAAGCAAUUGGGUCGGUGGGAGUGAGGAACUUUAUGUUGUGUAAGAAACCAGAGGAGAAGAAGGUUGAGGGAGACAAUGGAAGAUCGAAUUUUCCGAAUAAUGGAGCUAGGAAAGGAUCUGGUGGAAGUUUUAAGGCUUGGAUUAAUAAAUCUUUUAGUCUUAAAGUGACUACCCAUUAGAGACAUAUAUGUGUGUCUUCUUUGUUUCUUUGAAUGCUCUCAUGUUUGGUUUGUGUCUUUGUUCUUUGAUUUAUCUUAUUUUUGAACUUUUGAUUUGUUUUUGUUUCUUAUGAUGGUUUCAGGAAAUAAAAGUUUCAAGUUCUUUGGCUUUAGA